UUUCCUUAAUCCAAAUUCAGGACACAUUUUCGCAAACAAGACAUAGCUGGUUUCACUUAUCAAAAGACUGGAAAAACCCUCCAACUACACCAUUUCCCAGUAUGUAUAAAUCCCACCUGACACCUGGUAUAGCAUACAUUCCUUGAUCAACCUCUGCCUCAUCACAUGCAGAUUGAAGAAUCCGUUACAUUUCUCCUGCUUGGAUACGUUCAGUCAUGGAUAUGGAGGAAUGGACGUGUGGAAAGUGCACAUUCGUGAACAGUGGCGACCUGCAGAACUGCAAUGUAUGUUCCGCGUCAAAGCCACGCCGGGAACCUGGACUACCCAAUCUGUUCAAUCCAGAACCAAUGGGUUAUUAUCAUGGACAACAGCAAAAGGGGGGGUCAUAUGGGUGGUCCACAGACCUCUGCCCGACCAAUGAGAGGAGAAUAGUUUUCCUUGGCAGAACAGGGUCAGGGAAGAGCGCCACCGGCAAUAACAUUUUGGGGAAAAUAGUAUUCGAAUCAAGUGCCUGUGGGUCAUCUGUAACCAAAAGGUGCCAGAGAGGGAGAGGGAGCAGAUUUAACAGGGACAUUCAAAUAAUCGACAGUCCUGGGUUGUUUGACACAGGUAUGACAAAUGCUGAAAUCACGAAGGAAGUAGUGAAAUGUGUCGCCAUGACAGCUCCUGGUCCCCAUGCCUUUGUCCUCGUUGUCAGGAUUGACCGUUUUACGCAGGAAGAACAUGAUACGGUUCAACAUUUCAGGCAGGUCUUCGGAUGUGACAUGUUGAACUACCUCAUUGUUCUGUUCACAAGAAAAGAUGAUCUACAUCAUGAAAAAAAAUCCCUACAAGAGUAUUUGAAGAAAGUGCCUCAGGAACUGCAAGUUCUACUCAAGUCUUGCAACAACAGAUGUAUUGCCUUCAAUAACAGAGGCAGUGAUGAGGAGAAGAACAAAGAUGUCCAGGACUUCCUCACACUGGUGGACAGGGUGUUCCUUGACAACGGAGGCAAGUGCUACACCAGUGAAAUGUAUGUUGAGGCUGAGAAGAACAUGAAAAUGAGAGAAGGACAGUUGAGACAGAAACAUGAACAGAAGAUCCAGGAAGAGAGAAAUGCAAUCAGGCGAGAUUUCGAGCUGAAACUUCAGAUGAAGCACGAUGAAAACGCGGAUAUGAGGAAACAAUUGGAGGAGAGAAUAAAAACACUGGAAAAAGAGAAAACCGAAGAAGCAGAUAAGAAAGCUGAGAGGGAGAUGGCUGCACUUUCAAAGGAAAUGGAAGAACUGAAACUAGCAGUGAAAGGAGCGAAGGAAGAAAAGGAGGAAUCAGAGAGACAGCUGGAGUUGGAGAGCAGGAGGAGGGAACGAGAUGCCAUUAAGAGAAUUGAAGCCGAAAGACCAGACUUCCGAGACGAGACGCGAGAAGAAGUCAAUGAAGAGAAACCCGGUAUAAUGAGCAUGCUUGGAUCAGUGCUGCCUGCGCUCAUUGGGAGUGUCCUUCCGUCUAUCAUACCGGCUGCUGGGAAGCUUUUAAAAGGGCUGUUUAAAAGAUAGAACACCACUCGAAGGCCAACUUGUUUGGAAUGGGCAUUUGUGUUUGUGUUGAUGAGACCAUCACCCGGCCUUUUGUAAACAUUGAUACAAAUGCAAUUCAAGUAGCUCUAUGCAGUGCAAUUGCUUUUAAGGCAAUAACACCAAUGAAAAUAGCUAACAAUUUGUCUAUAUCGCUGUGUGUGAUUACAUGAUACACAUGGGGUUUCGAGAAAGACGUUGUAUCUUAGUUAACACUUGUGUUUCGAUGCAGAUUACACAUUCAGGACAGUACUUUAGACAGUACUUUAGAAUCAUGUACAGGAAUGACAUAUUUAUGGUUACAAAUAGAAUAUUUAAUCAAUUCAUAAAAUGUUACUUCAUGUGAUGAAUAUACUUCUUAUAUAUGGAUUUGCCUGCGCAUUGUUUGUGUGUUGUUUAACGCCACAUCCAGUGAUAUUCCAUCAACAAUCAGUGAUAUUCCAUCAACAAUCAGUGAUAUUCCAUCAACAAUCAGUGAUAUUCCAUCAACAAUCAGUGAUAUUCCAUCAACAAUCAGUGAUAUUCCAUCAACAAUCAGUGAUAUUCCAUCAACAAUCAGUGAUAUUCCAUCAACAAUCACCCCGUGAAUAUCCCGGGUAGAAUAGGUCUUCAGCAACCCAUGAUGCUUGCCGUAAGAGGCGACUGACGGUAUCGGGUAGUCAGACUCGCUGACUUGGUUGAUGCAUGUCAUUGAUUCCAAUUACGUCGAUCGAUGCGUAUGAUAUUAAUCACAUCAUACCGGCUGCUGGGAAGUUAAUUAUAGGAUUGUUUAAAAAAUAAAACACCUCUUGUCGGACAAACUUGUUUGAUAGAGAAUAAAAUAAAUGGCAUUCGGUUGUUAUCGAAUCAUCAGCUAUUAUCCGCCCUUUUGUACAAAUGAACUGCAAGGAUCUAUAUUCGUUGCAAUAAGUUUUUAUGCUACAAUAACAACUUUUUUUAUACAGCAAAACAUUUCCACAUAUCGCUGUGCUUAAUUACAUGGUACAACACAUUUUUAGUACUUAUUAAACAAAUUGUGUUCCCACGUAGAUAACACUUUCAGUGUUCACUGGAUUACACGGUGACGUUGUGACGCCAUUGCAAGGACGUGACUUGAGAUAUAUUUCAUGGUCACAAAUAAAACGUUAUGCUAAUAGUAAAAUAUGGCUUCACGUGAUGAAUAAACUUCUUAUAUCUCAA
Messenger RNA from Haliotis rufescens (red abalone), 2732 nucleotides. Its product is annotated as GTPase IMAP family member 4-like. Bases 216 to 1535 code for a protein of 439 amino acids. Gene Ontology annotation, molecular function: GTP binding. The transcript has 4 exons. Lineage: Eukaryota; Metazoa; Mollusca; Gastropoda; Lepetellida; Haliotidae. The record is from RefSeq and is a predicted model, not a curated record.